AUGAUCAAAUAUUGGGAUUUGCUUGAGAGAAGUAGCACAGAGGAAAUAGAAGAAGAAAGCCAAGUCGAAAGCCUGCUAAAACAACUAGACGAAAAGGAAUCCUCCUGCGAGCAAACACUUCUUAAGCUUGAUCACUAUCAGAAAACAUCAGAAGAACUUUCAACUCUGCUGAAGAACUCUGAUUUUAAGAAAGAGUUUUACGUAAAUGAAUGCCAAGAAGCAAAUAUUCGUGUAAAUGAACUUGAAUCCAAAAUUAAGGAGAUGGAAAAUCAAUUAUCGGAAUAUGAAAUAACAAAAAAGCAGCUUUCUCAUGUUUCUAGCGAGUUAAUGUCCACCCAAGGACAACUUCUUAUCAAGGAAGCUGAAAUUGCAGAGUUGAAACAUGCAAAAGUUGAGUCCAUGAUACAAAUCGAGGCUAUGGAAAGCACUUUAAGCCAAGAAAAGCUGAAAAUGGAAGAGAUUUUGAAGCACGUGUCAGAACUGAAUGAAAAUAUUAUGCAUUUGAAGCGUAAAGCUCUUGAAGUAGAGAAGGAAAAAGACGAAGCGGUGUCUGAGAAAGAGGCUGAAUUAGAAAUAGCUGCAAAUAAAGUGGCUGAAGCACAGAAGAGAUUAGAAAUUAUGCAUGACUUGGAGAAUCAGCUUCCGGAGAAAUCGGCAUUUAUAGAUUCAUUGCAAUUGGAACUUGAGCAAGCAAACGAGCUUCGCAUUUGUUCUGAGAAAGUUGCUUCCGAUGCAACUUUUGAGUUAGCCCAGCUGAAAGCAGAUGUGGAACUGCAAGGGAGAAAGUACUUGGAUCAAGCUGCUUAUAGCAGUUUGCUUGAGACAGAACUUGAAAAAUUGAAAAUGGAACUCGGAAAAUCAGAAGAAGAGGUUUGCCACCAGAAAACAAAUGCCGAGAACAUGAAAUCAGAUUUGGAGAAGAUUAGAGCUGAGGCAGUUGAGAGUCGAGAUAAAGAGAAUGAGGCACAAGUUGAGAUAGCGUUACUGAAAUUUGAUCUUCAGAAUGAGAGGUUGAAGCUUGCUGCAACUGAGGUUUCUGAAGCAAGAUCAAAGAGUGAAACAUCAGCACUACAUAACGAACUUCAGCAGCUUUCAUUAGAACUUGAUGAAGCCAAGAAAGAUAAUCAAGCCUUAGAAAACGCUAAAAAAUUGGCAGGCGACAGUAAAAGGGAUAACAUUUUGGAACCCCCUGAAGCAGGAUCAAAGAGUGAAACAUCAGCACCACAUAACAAACUUCAGCAGCUUUCAUUAGAACUCGAAGAAGCCAAGAAAGAGAAUCAAGAGUUAAAGAAAGCUAAAAAAUUGGCAGACGAAAGUAAAAGGGAUAACAUUUUGGAACCCCCUGAAGAAAACCGUACCCAGUCCAUGGAACUUUCAAAAGCCGAUGAGGAGCAGAAAAUCUAUGAAGAAAGAAAAGAUGGAACAGGUGUCCAUGAGACCUUGAUUGAGAAGAAUGCACCCUUGCAUGAAAAUGUGCUGGAAUCCGAGGGUUUGAAGCAAGAGUUGGAAGUAGCACUGUCAAAAAUCGGAGAGUUCAGGAUUCGAGCAGAACAGGCUACAAGCAGGGCAGAGGUGGCCGAGAAGGCAAAAGAAGCACUAGUGGAAGAGAUAAAAAGGCGGACGGAGCGUAAGGAAAGGAGAAAGGCUGCCAUAUCUGCACGACACAAAGAUCCGAGUUCUGAAGAUACUAGUACCACUAAUGGUUUCAAACACGACGAUGCUAUUAAAAAGGAUCACUCUCUUGGUAGGGUUCUUAACAUUAAAUUUUAG
Messenger RNA from Fraxinus pennsylvanica, 1770 nucleotides. The record is from the annotation of a GenBank genome assembly. NCBI's taxonomy places the organism in Eukaryota, Viridiplantae, Streptophyta, Magnoliopsida, Lamiales, Oleaceae.